AUGGAGUGGAUAGUGGGUGUGGGCACCCCAGGCAAGAGGCAGAGCUUCCCCAUGCAGUGUGGCAGACGUCUCCAGGAUUCUUCAUUCCUCAGGCUUCUCCUCUUCCUGCAACAGGAAGGAAAGAAGGAAGGACCCGAUAUUUACCUGAGGUCCCCAAUGAAUUGUAAUAUACCGAAGCUGCUUUCACGAAUCAGGAUGAGUGUCUGGAAUCCACCCAGGCUCCUGGACCUGGCAGGAAAGAUCUUGCUGAGGGAUGAGGCCUCGGCCAUCACUGCUCUCGAGUAUCUGCCGGCCGAGCUCUUCCCCCCACUGUUCAUUUUGGCCUUUAUGGUGCAAGCGUGGCCCUUUGUCCGCCUGCCUCUGAGGGGUCUGAUGCAGAUGCCUCACUGGGAGACUGUACAAGCAGUGCUGGAUGGGCUUGAUGUUCUGUUUGCCCAGAAAGUUCACCCCGGGAGAUGCAGACUGCAGGUGUUGGAUUUAAGGAAUACUGGCCAGAACUUCUGGAGGAUGUGGGCUGGAUUCAAUGCUCACGUCUACUCAAGCUCAUCAAUGGCACCAGUGGACAGUUCAAGGACAAAGCAUCCCUUGGCUCUAUUGGAUGUGUUUCUAGAACUUUGCCUCAAGGAAAGGACCCUGGAUCAAUUCCUCAUCUACCUCAUAAGGUGGAUGGAGAAGAGAAACAGUUAUGUACACCUGUGCUGUAAGAGGCUGAAGAUUAUUUCAAUGCCCAUGGAAAAUAUUAAGAAGGUUCUGAAUAUGGUGGAGCUGGACUGUCUCCAGGAGGUGGAAGUGAGUUGCACCUGGCGGCUGUCCAUCCUGGCCAUGUUUGCUCCUCUCCUGGGCCAGAUGACUAAUUUGCAGAGACUCGUUCUCUCCCAUGUCCAUGUGUCUACCUGUGAGGAGCAGGAGCAGCAUGUCCUCCAAUUUACCUCUCAGUUCCUCAGGCUGCACCACCUCCAGGAUCUCUAUAUGGAAUCUCCUUUCUUCCUCAAAGGCUGCCUGGACCAGAUGUUCAGGUGUCUGAAGACCCCUUUGGACAACCUCAUAAUAACUCACUGCCUGCUAAUAGAAUCAGACCUGACCCAUCUCUCUGAGUGCUUGAACAUCAGUCAGCUAAAAGGCCUGGAUCUGAGUGGCAUCAAGCUGACCAACUUUAAUCCUCAGCUUCUCCAAGUUCUGCUGGAGAAAGUUGUAGCCACCCUGCAGGAACUGGACUUAGAUGAGUGUGGGAUCAUGGACUCCCAUCUGGAGGCCAUCCUGCCUGCCCUGAGCCACUGUUUCCAGCUCAGCUCCUUCAGCGUGUGUGGGAACCUUCUUUCCAUGGUCAUCACGGAGAAGUUGCUGCAAUACACGGCAGAGCUGCCCCAUUUAGGUCAAGAGCUAUAUCCUGCCCCACAGGAGUGUUACGGUGCUCAGGGAGCUUUCUGCCCAAGGAGACUUACCCAGCUUCAGGCAGAGCUGUUGGAGAUUAUGAGAGACCUAGGACAGCCCAGGACCAUCUGGAUUAGUUCCAGCCCCUGUCCUUAUGGUGGGGAUAACAUAUUCUACCAUCCAGAGCCCCUGGUGUUCCACUGUAACCCCUCUGCCUAG
Messenger RNA from Sus scrofa (pig), 1590 nucleotides. Lineage: Eukaryota; Metazoa; Chordata; Mammalia; Artiodactyla; Suidae. The record is from RefSeq and is a predicted model, not a curated record.